Messenger RNA from Penicillium olsonii, 2622 nucleotides. Lineage: Eukaryota; Fungi; Ascomycota; Eurotiomycetes; Eurotiales; Aspergillaceae. The record is from the annotation of a GenBank genome assembly.
AUGGGUUCUACAGAGAUUGGUGUGGACGGGCCCGCCACGACUAAAAAGCUGGAGACAGUCAACGAGGAACCCAGCUCAUACCCGUCUCAUCCGAUUCCUCAGCUGCAAGGCCCGUUCGAAGAAUCAAUAGUCGAGACCGACGAUUCGAGGAACAACAGAGUCGUGAACAUUAGCGCGCAGACACGGCGGCGCGAUCUAUUGGAAAAUGAUAAAUAUGAGCGACUCUGUGGGAGGCGGUGGCGCCAACAGGAAUCCGAGAAGUAUCAUCCAUUUUGGAAAUUGAUCUCGCAGAUGAUCUUCGGAGUACAUCUUCUUGCCAGAGGCCAAGCGAGGUCGGAGGCUUCGGUGAUGAAGAUCCUCCAGAACCAUGUCAAUGAGCUGGAUGGCUUUUUGGAACGGACGACUGAAGAUCAGAUGAUUGUGCGACUAGAUGUGCACACGCGAAUCCAGUAUCUGAGUCUUCCUCUGUCCAACCUGGACGUUUUCGACGAGAUGCUGGUAGACCGAGGCUUCCGCCUAUCGAUUGUCGCGUACAAUGACCAGAUCGAACACUCGAUUGACAGAUUCACCCAAGCCAUUACGGACUCCCUCAAAGACCUGCAAAAGGCAAAGGAGGCUAUGGGCGCACUGUGGUUCUUCUUCAAGGAAUUGAGCAGUGGAGAAUGCUUUGCGUCGGAGAGCCUGCAGGCUUUCUACAAGGCUAUGAUGGAAAAUAUGGAGGGAUGGAUUUCCGCCAUCUCCAAGCUUCGGCGACAGGGCACUGCUCUCCAGAAAGCCCUGGGCCAACUUGGUCUAGCGACCACAGAGAUGCAACGGCGUGUCGGUGUCGCUAGCCGAAAUGAUGUGCGAUCGUUCAUCAAACAAAGCAACAAGAUUGCCAAUCGAAGCAAGUCUGUCAAACAGAGGCUUUUCGAGAGAAGGGCGUCGGCAAUCCCCGAAAAGCCGCUACCUCUUGAUCCAUUCUCUAAACCAAAACGAUCUCAGACGACCAAGCACCUUGAGAGUCGUCCGACUACAGCGAAAGUCCCGGAGACGCCUAACCCAGCUGCCUCCAGAGAGGGUGCUCGACGCAUCCUCAGCCGAGCUAAAUCAUGCAGCGCGUUAGCAACAGAGACCAGCGCGGGCGAGAAACCACCACCAAUUCCCUCCACAUCCGUGAGGUUAAAACGCAGACUCUCCAGGCCAUUCUUGUCGAAACGGUCGAGCGAGAAGCUCGAGCCUCAACGACCACAAACAGCACCGCAGCCAUUAAGACCAUCACGCAGCAUCUCCAUCGAGCAACUCCGCGCAUUCUGCUCGAGCCGCCCUCCAACCCGACAAUCAAUGGUCAAAUCACCCACCCAGGCCCGCCAGGAAACCACCGACCAACUUAAUGGACGCGACACGAUGAAAGACCAAAUCUCCCAGUUCCUCAAGACCGACCGCGUCGUCGAUGCCUGGGACAGCGUCUCCAAAACCGCGUCCUGCUGCGCCCGCCCGAUCAAACCGAAAGAUUGGCCCAGCAGUGUCUUCCGAACUAAAUCUAGUACUACGCUCGACAAGGGCGACACCCUUUCCGGGCCGGACCUGGAACGGCAGAUGUCGUGGGUGCAGGAAACCUUCGACGUGCUGCCUACGCACUCCUUCAAGGCAAAACCGGAAACGUCGCCCCGCAUCCAUGUCCUCUCGGUGCAGAUGACCUUGGAUGAAGAAGUGGCCGACCGAGAGGCGAGUCUGGAUUUGAGAAGCGAGGGAUCCAUUACGGCGUUGCCGGCUGUGCCGCCGCCUCCCAUUCCUGCGCGCACGGAGUCAACAGGUCUACAAGUACGGAGUACAGUUUACAGAGUUAAUCAUGCCGAAUACCCAUGCACAGCCUGCUUUUUACGCCUUUUGGGCUCGUCAGCCCUGCACUGUGGAUCUGCUCGGUGGCGCAGUCUAUACGUAGUUGAUCCGCGCACUGUAUAUACAUGUAGUCCCCCGUACUCCAGGCUCUCCGUUAAAACCACCUUGAGCUCAUCAUCUCUUAAAAAGUCACAAAUCCAUCAAAUCCAUCAAACAUCAUCAAACCCCAUCACACCGAUCACUGAGCGCCGUGAAGCAAAAAAGUUGAACUGCAGCCUAAACUGCCAAGGACCCACCGCCCCCAGCCCCCAUUGCCCAUUGAACUUCUUGCUGGAGGUCUUCUUUUCCCUCAUCACUGCAAUCAUGGCGAUUCUAUACCCUCGAUAUUGUUAUUAUGGCAACGACUGCUACUCCACGUGGGACUCUUGGGGCCGCUGGGUAGCCUUCGCCGUGAUUGUCGGCGUGGCAUUUUUACUCUUCUUCUCUUUCGCUUGUUUCAACGCGCGCCGCCGCCGAAGCCACGGCCAGCGCCCUUUGACAGGUACUGGAUGGAUGGCACCUCCUCCAGGACCUCCUCCUCCAAACCAACCAAUCUACCAACCAAACCCCUACGGCGACCCAUACUACCAGCAGAACGCACCUCCCCAGUACAGCGCGAACCCUCAAAACUACGGCUACUUCGGAGCGCAGCAAGCACCGCCUCAGCAGCAAGGGAUCGAGCUGCAGCAGCCCCCGAAUGCUUACAAUGGUGGAGGCUAUGCGCCUCCUCCUGGCCCACCUCCCAAUGGAAACAAGGCUUAA